Molecule: messenger RNA, 1365 nt
Organism: Quercus robur (English oak)
Lineage: Eukaryota; Viridiplantae; Streptophyta; Magnoliopsida; Fagales; Fagaceae
Exons: 1
Coding region: 172-1296 (374 amino acids)
Cellular component (GO): endoplasmic reticulum
Source: RefSeq, a predicted model, not a curated record
CAAACAACAACAGCUUCUUUUUUGACAAGAAAUCAUAUCCCUCUAUGAUACAUAUGGUUUGUUUGACAAGAAACCAAUAAACAAAGCCCAUAAACAAUUCCCUUACCCACCUUAUUAAUACACAGUACUACAACUACACACACCACUCAAAAACACACAAAUCCCCCAAAGAUGGCUCUGAUUAAAUCCAAUCAAACCCCAAUCAAGAUCAUGAUCCUCACAAUCCUGACCGUCCUUUUACUGGGCCCAGUUUCUCAAACCCACGCCAGAAAGCCCCACGUCAUCACCUUCCGAUCCCCGAACCUCUACCCUGAAGGCCUAACCUACGACCCAUCGGCCCAACACUUCCUCGUAGGUUCUGUCCGCGACCGCAAAAUCGAGUCUGUCUCCGACGCUGGAGUCGUCGAAACUCUAAUCUCCGACCUCGACCUCCCCGAAAACGCCACCGUUUUGGGCCUGGCCGUAGACACCGUCAACAAACGCCUCCUCGCCGCCGUCACCGCCGUCGAUCCGCUCGCUCACUUCACCGCCCUGGCCUCUUACGACCUCCAAAAACGACGCCGCAUCUUCCUCUCCGUACUCGAAGACGAUGACGUCACCACCGCGACGACACGUCAGACAGCAAACGACGUCGCGGUGGAUUUCGAAGGAAACGCCUACGUAACCAACUCGGUCUCGAACUUCAUCUGGAAAGUCAACAAGGAAGGACAGCCGUCGAUCUUCUCGAAAUCAAAGGUUUUCACUGCCCAACACGUGGACCAAAACGCACCGUUUAGUUUCUGCGGGCUAAACGGGAUCGCUUACGUCAGCAAGGGGUACUUGUUGGUGGUGCAAUCCAAUACGGGCAAGAUGUACAAGGUCGACGCGGACGACGGGACUGCGAGGCAGGUUUUGUUGAACAGAGAUUUGAGUUUUGCUGAUGGGAUGGCGAUACGAAGAGACGGCGUCGUUUUGGUGGUGUCCCACAAGAAGCUGUGGUUUUUGAAGAGCCAGGAUAGUUGGGCGGAAGGUGUGGUGUUCGACGAGGUUGAGCUCGACGAGGAAGGGUUUGCGACCUCGGUGGCGGUGGGUGCGGAAGACAGGGCUUACGUGUUGUAUGGGCAUGUGUUGGAGGGACAUAUCAAUGGGAUUUCAGGGAGAGAGGGGUUUAGGAUUGAGGAAGUGAGGUCUGAGAGAGAGAACGAGGAUGAGAAGGUUUGGGUUUAUGUUUUGGUUGGUUUGGGUUUGGCUUAUUUCUUGUUUUGGAGGUUUCAGAUGAAACAGCUUGUUAGGAACAUGGAUAAGAAGACCAAUUGAGUUUUUUGUUUUUUUUGUUUGUUCCCUUAAUUUAAGUUUUUAUGGAAUCAAAGGAAGUUUGUUUUUAUA